Molecule: messenger RNA, 1508 nt
Organism: Hydractinia symbiolongicarpus
Lineage: Eukaryota; Metazoa; Cnidaria; Hydrozoa; Anthoathecata; Hydractiniidae
Product: ras-like protein family member 11B
Exons: 3
Coding region: 460-1026 (188 amino acids)
Molecular function (GO): GTP binding; GTPase activity
Source: RefSeq, a predicted model, not a curated record
UUCGAAAUUCGUUUUCACAACCAAAAAACAUUUUGUUUGCAUGUCUAAUACAAGUUUAGUGUUAGAACAAACAUUUAAUAAAGUUGAAAGAUUAAAAAGUUAUGUCUCCUCGAUGUCAUUCAAAAGUCUAAAAGAUGAUUUAAAAAUAGUUUUCUGACGUUAAUCUACAAACGUUAAUACUGAUAAUAAUAUUAAUCCCGUAUGCCAUGCUAAUACUAUACUGGUGCCAUGGAAGCAAUAGAUUGAAUGUUACCCAUGAUUCAUUGCUUUCACAAACAAUAUAAAGUUGACUAGAGAGAAAGAUCUACCGCAUUUAAAAAUAAACUUCAAGUGUGUCCCGUUGACAUUUUAAAGAGGGCAACAUCAAAAAACGUUGACAAAAUAAAAUUUUGUCAUUCAAAAGAUAGCUUACUCUAAAGACACAUAGACACACGACUUCACAUAAACAUCUCACGAAAAAUGGUCAAUGAGACAAAUGAAGAGCGAAUGGCACGAGUUGUUGUAUUGGGAAGCCAAGGUGUAGGCAAAACUGCUUUGGUGGUACGCUGCUUAACCAGAAGAUUCCUACCAGAGUAUGCUCCAUGCAAAGAAGCUUCUUAUAAAUACAAAAAAUCAAAAGAUGGAAAAGAAUUCGAGAUGAUGAUUGUGGAUUCAGACGGUCAGAACAACGACAUAUACCGCUACACAGAAGCAUUUGUAUUGGUCUAUUCAGUCACGUGUAAAAAAAGUCUUGAUCGAAUCGAAUCAAUGGCUGCAAACGUUCGAAAUCUGAGUACUAAAAACGAACCACUGAUAAUUAUAGUAGCCAAUCAAAUAGACUUAGUUCAGAAAAGAGAAGUUACCAGCCAUCAAGGGCGCACGUUGGCGAGUAGAGUGGGCGCAGAAUAUCGAGAAGUUUCAGUUGCAAAUGAUGUGGAUCAGGUUGUUGACAUGUUCCAUUAUCUAUGUCUCAGAAUAAAUGGAGAACAAAAGAAACGAAAAGCACAAAAAUUAAUAGACAUGUUCAAAAGACGGGGGUCGUCAUAAAAGCAAAACUACUUAAUGAGAAUAUGUGGACGUAUUGCAGAUGCACUUGCUGACACAGCUUUGUUGAAUGCUCCAGCCGAACAAUAGAAGUUACAUGAAACACGUUGUUACCCUGUAAAUACCUCAGGUGUACAGCCUGAGAAUUGGCGACCAAACUUGUUGUCUAAAUGUAGAGGCAGGUAAUAAUUGUGGUGUGGAAAUGAAGUCCAUUAAGAGGAAUUCGCCGGCUUACUAUUAUUGCCACUAAAGUAUAAAUAUCUAUGGCAAACAUCGGUGGCAAAUAUCGGUGACAGAUAUUUGUGGCAAAUAUCUGUUUUGACACUUCAAAAUAGACAUGCAGAUUUUUUGUAUAUCAUGUAUAUUGAGUACUUUUUUAUUGUACAUUUUGUAUUAUAUAUAAAUAUUGUGUAUAUUAUUAGUUUACUCUAACUUAUAAUUUUUUUAGCGAACACAGAAACGGUACAAAAUAAUGCAGUUUUUUU